Molecule: messenger RNA, 845 nt
Organism: Peromyscus leucopus (white-footed mouse)
Lineage: Eukaryota; Metazoa; Chordata; Mammalia; Rodentia; Cricetidae
Product: retinoic acid early-inducible protein 1-alpha-like
Exons: 3
Coding region: 1-822 (273 amino acids)
Biological process (GO): immune response; antigen processing and presentation of endogenous peptide antigen via MHC class Ib; positive regulation of T cell mediated cytotoxicity
Cellular component (GO): external side of plasma membrane
Source: RefSeq, a predicted model, not a curated record
AUGAGUCCUGUGGCUUUCUGCUCCUACUUUGUCCCUCACCUGCAUGUUUCUCUCACAGACACACACUCUCUUAGUUGCAACGUCACGGUCAAGACUCAUACCACACCUGGAGAGCCCUGUUGUGAAGGACAGUGCUCACUGGAUAGAGAAUCUUUCCUUCAGUAUGAUGACAACAAUGCCACACCUUCAGGUGACCUGGGAAACGCGGUUCAUGCCACUCAAAUGUGGACAGAUAUUGUGCAAGAGCUGGAGAUUUUGGGGCACGAAUUCCGGAAGAAGCUGGCUGAAACCAAACAGAGGAUAACCAAGAUCCAUGGUCACCCCAUUUUACAGACCAUCAUACUUUCUCAGCUUGAACAAGGACAAAUCAUCGGUACCUUUUUGCAAUUUAACAUCAGUGGAAAGUACUGCAUGCUCUUGAACACAAUGAAUAUGAGCUGGAUGUUGAUUAGUCUUGAAGCUGGAGAUAUCAUGAAUGAAUGGAAGAAUGAUGAGGAACUAAACAAGUAUCUGAAAAGCCUCAUGAAAAAUUUCUGUCACUGGCUCAAGGAACUCUUAAAAUUCCCCUGGGAAAGGACAAGAUCAACAUCAAGGGCCCCAGAUAUCACCCAGCUUCCACCAACUGUAAAUAUCACCCAGCUUCUACCUACCAUAAAUAUCACCCAGCUUCCAUCCACCACCAAGUUUCAAUAUAAGGAAGUACUCAUAUUCAUCCCCCUGGGACUCAUGAUCAUAGCCAUUGUUGUUUGCAUUUGGAUGUGUGUGAAGAGGAAAUCCCAAGGAGGUAAGGAGCAGGUUGGACUCUUAGGAUUACGUUGUUGAGUACUUGUAACAGAAACCCCACU